Messenger RNA from Tympanuchus pallidicinctus (lesser prairie-chicken), 1970 nucleotides. RefSeq names its product keratin-associated protein 10-4-like. Lineage: Eukaryota; Metazoa; Chordata; Aves; Galliformes; Phasianidae. The record is from RefSeq and is a predicted model, not a curated record. The coding region runs from base 1 to 1536 and encodes 511 amino acids. The transcript has 2 exons.
AUGGGUGGGCCCUGCCAAAACCUCACUAAGAUGUUGUGCUACCAACAGCAGUGCUUUCCUCCUCUCCACCAAGAGCACGUCUCCAUUAAGUGCCCCCAAACACACCCUCUGAUGCACAGAUGGCAGUCAGCAGUGUGCACCCCACAGUAUGUGACCCCCUGCACUCCUCGGCAGCGGUUUCUGUCAUCCAGCUUCUCCCCGCAGCAGUGUGUGACCCAGUGCAUACCACGGCAGCAGUAUGCAACCAAGUGCAUUCAACAGCAACAGCGUGUGACCCAGCACAUCCCACCCGCCAGGUGUGUGACAACCUGUGUGCCACAGCAGUCAUGUGCCACCCAAUGCACGUCGCAAGAGGCAUGUGUGACCAAGUGCGUGCCCCAGCAGCAGUGUGCAACCAAAUUCAUCCCACAGCAACAAUGUGCAACCAAGUGCAUCCCGCAGCAGCAGCAUUCAACCCGGUGUGUGACCACAUGCAUGCCGCAGCAGCCGUUCCUGACCAAGGGAAUCCACCAGCAGCACAGUGCGACCGUGUGCAUCCCGCAGCACUGCGUGACCACAUACACCCCACACCAGCAGUGUGCAACCAGAUGUGUGACCACGUGUGUGCCACAGCAGCGUGCCACCAGGUGUAUCUCGCAGCGUUACGUGACCGCUUGUGCCCCGCAGCAAUAUGCCACCAAGUGCAUCCCACAGCAACAGUGUGCAACCAGGUGUGUGACCACGUGUGUGCCUCAGCCAUGUGAGACCAACGGUGCAAGCAUCUGUGUCCCGCAGCAGCACCAGUGUGCCACCAAGGUUGUUCCACAGCAGCACCAGUGUGUCACCAAGAACAUCCCACAGCAGCAGCAGUGUGCCACCAAGGUCAUCCCACAGCAGCACCAGUGUGUCACCAAGAACAUCCCACAGCAGCAGCAGUGUGCCACCAAGUGUGUCCCACAGCAACAGUGUGCAACCAAGGGUGUUCCACAGCAGCACCAGUGUGUCACCAAAGGGAUCCCACAGCAGCAGCAGUGUGCCACCAAGUGUGUCCCACAGCAGUGUGCCACCAAGUGUGUUCCACAGCAACAGUGUGCCACCAAGGGUGUUCCACAGCAGCAGCAGAGUGUUGCCAAGUGCGUCCCACAGCAGUGUGCCACCAAAGGGAUCCCCCAGCAGUGCCACUGUGCUACCAAGUGCAUCCCACAGCAGCAGCAGUGUGCCACCAAGUGUGUCCCACAGCAGUGUGCCACCAAGUGUGUCCCGCAGCAGCACCAGUGUGCCACCAAAGGAAUCCCACAGCAGCACCAGUGUGCCACCAAAGGGACCCCACAGCAGCACCAGUGUGCUACCAAGUGUGUCCCACAGCAAUGUGCCACCAAGGGUGUCCCGCAACAGCAGCAGGGUGUUACCAAGUGCGUCCCACAGCAGUGUGCCACCAAGGGUAUCCCACAGCAAAGUGUGACUCAGUGUGUCCCACAGCAGCCUUAUCAGUCAGGUGGAGUAAAAAUUUCAAGCCAUUCUAAGAAAUACUGCUCUGCAUCCAAAUGGCCCUGGUAAAGAGGAGCAGGGAAAAGGAGGGUCCAUGGAAAACCAGUGAGGUAUGGCUUUGGGGCAAAGUUAUUUAUCUUCUUGUAUCACCUGAAAACUUAUUUCUAUAGUUAAAUUCUGCGUUAUCUCUGUUUUCCAGUCCUUUCCCUGUAGCUCAGUUCUGUUUUGGGCCAAGGUGAAAUAUUAUUCCCUGCAUUCCAGAUAUCUGUGGCUUGUUACUUAGUCUGCUGCAAGAAGUAGUUUAGUGGGAUGUUACUGAAUUCUCACCUCACUGAAAGGAAUAGUUUUAAUAGGGGAAAAAAAGUAGAAAUGCCAAAGGAAUCCCUCUGAUGACAGCAUCAAGAGGACCAAUGGAGUGGCCAACAAGGGCUCUGGGCUCAGUCCUGGCCUCAGGAGAUGAUACCCAGGCUGUUCUGUAUUCCCCAAGGCUGCACAUUCUCCAA